AUGUUGUGCAAUCUUCCAGUGAGCAUCGUGACGUGUCCCAACCCUGGACACACGCCUAACGCCCUACGUCACGGUGACAUCUACACAUGGCAGCAUAACAUCACGUAUGAGUGCAUCACGGGCUACUACGCCAUGGGAAGCACCACACUGACUUGUACACAGAAUGGUAACUGGUCGUCACCAUCACCACCCAAGUGCAUUGCGUACACGUGUGACACAAACUUCUCCACGCCAGCCGACGCCGAGACUCUGACAUCGCGCGGCGACUUUGUUCCGGAUAUUGUUCUGCGCGAGUCUGACGUCAUCCUGACGAGCUGCCAUGCGGGCUUUGAAAGCGCAAACACCAAGGCCGUGUGUCGGCGCGGACAAUGGGAGCCAGCAUACAUGCCCAACUGCCGGCGUACGGCGUGCAACGGAUCUGCGCCGAUGGGCGGCGCCAACACAGUACGCUCCGGGGCGGGCAACACGUUUGGGAGUGUUCAUUCGUUCCGCUGCUUGCCCGGUUUUGACUGGCUGUGGCCUUGGCGUGCGUACAAUGCUACCUGCCAGCAUGACAUGCGCUGGUCCAGUGUUGUCCCGGAUUGCUCACGGGUAGUGUGUCCAUCCCUGGCGGCCAUCGCCAAUGGCGUGUGGCUCAACGACACAGAUGCUCAGGUGUACGAAGACUCAGCGCCGGGUGCAUGUAGCCCGGGGUAUGUGCGUACAGCGGGCAAUCUGACCCGGACCUGCAUGUCUGAUGGUACAUGGUCGGGGACCGACCCGGUUUGCACCCGGGUGAAAUGCCCGAUCAGCCCUGUACCUGAUAAUGGCAGGACCCUGGUCAAUGAGGGUAACUCGUUCGGUGACAUGGUCUCGUUCUCUUGUGAUGAUGGAUACGAGAUUGCAAGCAGUCAAAGCAGCACACUGGUUUGUCAGGCGAACAAAACCUGGAGUGAUGAGUUUCCAGUUUGCAAACGAGUUACUUGCGCAGCUCCAGCCAUUCCAGCGCACACACCACCAAGCACUGCAGCAACUCCAACGCCCUUGCCCACCUCUACCGCGUCGUUUGACUAUGGCCACGUAUACAGCUAUGUGUGUGAUGUUGGUCACUAUCUGAUUGGUGCAAACAACACUACUUGUUCUCAAACUCACAACUGGACUAAUCCACCACCAACAUGUCAAGCCGUUGAGUGUAACAUCUCGUCUCUGCCGACGGCCUCCAAUGCUUACCAUGACUACUCUAAUCGUACCGUUCUCCAUUACAACGAGAGCAUAGUCUGGUCAUGUGAUCAGGGCUAUGAGCUACAGACUACCAAUACUACUGCUGCUGCGGGUGGUGGUGGUGGCGGUGAUACUGGCGGUGCUGAUGGAAUACAGCAAUGCACACACUACACUAAUCAACCCGGAUACUUUAGUGGAACAACACCUCGCUGUGUCAGAGUUUCAUGUCCGCUCUACCCUAAUGUUACACAUGCUAUCAGCAUUACUAACUCCACCAGUUUUGUGUAUGAAGACGUCAUCUCGAUUCACUGCCUGCCGGGCCACGAGACUGCGACCGGUGGUUUUGCCAUGACAGUGAUCACAUGUCUUGCAAACGGCACGUGGUCGGAGAACAUCACACGCUGCACGCCGGUCCAGUGUGCUGCCUUGCCGUCCGUACCACACGCUCUUCACAGUGUUGCUGCUGGUGCGGGUGGUGAUGGUAGCGGAACGUCUUUCGGCACAACCGUGUCGUACCGCUGCGAGAGUGGCUAUCGUACGACUGCCGCCAGUGAUUCCAGUCUGACAUGUCAACACAAUCGCACUUGGGAUGGCAGCAUUCCCGUCUGUACAGGUAUCACUUGUCCUGCGCCAGCGCUACCCCAGGCGUCCGUGGCACUUCUCCAGCCAUUGUCGAGUGUGUAUAAUUGGAGUGACUCCGUGGAGUUCUCCUGUAUUCGGGGAUAUCAACUCAGACCCGGUUCCAACCAGUCGCAAUGUUCAGAUGACGGCAUGUUCACCCAUCCUCACCCAGGAUGUGACAUUGUUCAAUGCCCACAAGCUAGGCUGCUCAAUGCCAUACUCUCAUCCAGUGUGGCCGUGUUUGGUGACAUCGUCACGGCAACGUGUAACCUUGGCUACGAAAUCAAACCGGGUGUGUACUCACUGAAAAUAUCCUGCGAGGCUAAUGGCAGUUACAACGUGUGGCCUUUGCCUUCAUGCAGUGUAGUUGAGUGCGGCGCGUUGCCAGAUCUCCUGCACGCCAAUAGUAGCAGCAGUGAUGUGUCCUACGGAAGCCUGGUGACGGUUACCUGCGAUCACGGUUACGUGGGUGAGAACGCGACGCUCAGUGCGACGUAUGAGUGCGCUCACACUCCCAACACGCAGCAGAGCGAGCAAUACGACUGGGUAACGGCGUCCAGUGACUUGCGCAACAGCAGCAGUGGUUGCAAACCAGUCCAAUGCCAAGUGCCAACCGUACCUAACUUCAACCAGAGGAGUAUGUCAGGAAGUGGGAGUGGAAGUAGUAGUAGUAGUAGUGCGCCAACCACUCCUGCCAACCUACUUUACACAGAGGUACUUGAUGGUGUCUGUGAUCUUGGCUAUGAGCUAACUGGCGGUGAUCGGCUCUGA
Sycon ciliatum is the source of this 2592-nucleotide messenger RNA. Its product is annotated as CUB and sushi domain-containing protein 1-like. The record is from RefSeq and is a predicted model, not a curated record. The transcript is spliced from 9 exons. Lineage: Eukaryota; Metazoa; Porifera; Calcarea; Leucosolenida; Sycettidae. The coding region runs from base 1 to 2592 and encodes 863 amino acids.